AUGUCUUCUCGACGACCAAUUUCAGCUCCUCGACCAUAUGUAGCACGUGCCAGACCAGUCAUUGCACGUCCGGUUGUUGGUGUCGGACCAGGUAUUGGUGCUGGCCUUGAUGGGGCUCUUGGUGCCAUCGGUGGUACUCUCGGUUGUCUUCUGUGCUUAUCUGCUAUCGGUUUAUUGGGUCUCUUUGCCUGUACUAUUGCCUUAGCCGCAUAUACAAAACAAUUUCUCGACACCUACAAGAGAGUAGAAGGAGUCAGUGGAGUUGCACAAUUGCAGAUGUGCGCCGUUCUUCUAUUGGCUUCACUCUUUUACACCAUGUUCAGCCGCAUCCAACGAAGCUAA
Adineta ricciae is the source of this 342-nucleotide messenger RNA. The record is from the annotation of a GenBank genome assembly. NCBI's taxonomy places the organism in Eukaryota, Metazoa, Rotifera, Eurotatoria, Adinetida, Adinetidae.